AACAGGAGAUCAUAUCGAUUUGAGAGCUCUUCCCCUUCAUUUAAACAGCCUCAGAGCUUUGCAGAUAUCAUAGGAAGAGAAAUAAAGAGCUGAAAGAAGGAUAAAGAUAGAAGUAAACUACCCAUGGUUUCUAGGGAGCACAAGAGAGAAGCUCUGCAUGAGAAGCUGCAACUACUUCGUUCCAUUACUAACUCUCAUGCUCUCAACGAGACCUCAAUCCUAGUAGAUGCAUCAAAGUACAUCGAAGAGCUAAAACAGAAAGUGGAGAGAUUGAAUCAAGAUAUAACGAGUGAUCAACAGACCUCAAGAGACCAAAAUCCAUUGCCUGUGGCUACGGUGGAAACCCUAGACAAGGGAUUCCUAAUAAAUGUGUUAUCAGAGAAAAGUUGCCCAGGCCUGCUCGUCUCCAUACUGGAAGCCUUUGAAGAACUGGGUCUUAACGUUCUGGAAGCUAGGGUUUCUUGUGCAGAUAAUUUCCAGUUACAAGCAGUUGGAGGAGAAAAUGAAGAACAAGCCGAAAGUAUCAUUGAUGCUGAAGUGGUGAAAGAAACAGUGGUGCAGGCUAUUAAGAAUUGGAGUGGAAGUAUUGAACAAGAAUAAUCAAACAUCCGUAUACAUGAUCUUUUGCUUUUACUCAAUUUCUCCUUUUUUUAUUAUUACGUGGGCAAUGUUGUUAAUCAAGAACCAAUUAGCUUCUAAAUUGAAUUAGAAAUUGGUUGAA
Messenger RNA from Juglans microcarpa x Juglans regia, 721 nucleotides. RefSeq lists its product as uncharacterized. Gene Ontology annotation, cellular component: nucleus. Lineage: Eukaryota; Viridiplantae; Streptophyta; Magnoliopsida; Fagales; Juglandaceae. Gene Ontology annotation, molecular function: protein dimerization activity; sequence-specific DNA binding; DNA-binding transcription factor activity. The record is from RefSeq and is a predicted model, not a curated record. Gene Ontology annotation, biological process: regulation of DNA-templated transcription. The coding region runs from base 124 to 600 and encodes 158 amino acids. The transcript is spliced from 4 exons.